Marmota flaviventris (yellow-bellied marmot) is the source of this 979-nucleotide messenger RNA. RefSeq names its product retinol binding protein 4 (gene Rbp4). Gene Ontology annotation, biological process: retinol transport. The record is from RefSeq and is a predicted model, not a curated record. NCBI's taxonomy places the organism in Eukaryota, Metazoa, Chordata, Mammalia, Rodentia, Sciuridae. Gene Ontology annotation, molecular function: retinol binding; retinol transmembrane transporter activity.
CAUAAAGCCUCGGGGCGGCGGGCGGGCCUCGCCUCUUUUGCUCCACGCGCGCCUGGACAGGCUGGUGCGCGUCUCUGACGGCUUGACUCCUGGGCAAGAUGGAGUGGGUGUGGGCGCUCGUGCUGCUGGCGGCGCUGGGCAGUGGCCGCGCAGAGCGAGACUGCAGAGUGAGCAGCUUCCGAGUCAAAGAGAACUUCGACAAGACUCUGUUCUCCGGGACCUGGUACGCAAUAGCCAAGAAGGACCCUGAAGGUCUCUUUCUGCAAGACAACAUCGUCGCCGAAUUCUCCGUGGACGAGAAUGGCCACAUGAGUGCCACUGCCAAGGGACGAGUUCGUCUUUUGAGUAACUGGGAAGUGUGUGCAGACAUGGUGGGCACCUUCACUGACACAGAAGACCCUGCCAAGUUCAAGAUGAAGUACUGGGGCGUAGCCUCCUUUCUCCAGAGAGGAAUUGAUGACCACUGGAUCAUUGACACGGACUACCACACGUUCGCCCUGCAGUACUCCUGCCGCCUCCUCAACUUUGAUGGCACCUGUGCAGACAGCUACUCUUUUGUGUUUGCACGUGAUCCCAAUGGCCUGACCCCUGAGAUUCGGAGGCUGGUGAGGCAGCGGCAGGAGGAGCUGUGCCUGGACCGGCAGUACCGGUGGAUUGAGCACAACGGUUACUGCCAAAGCAAAGCAGGAGAAAACCUUUUGUAGCAACAUCAAAGACAUAAAAGUUUCAUUUGAAGAUUUCUGAUUAACUUUCAAUCUUCACCUCUAUUUAUCUUAGGAGUUUAGUUUGUCUCCACUCCCCCGACCCCAACUGCCCCUCGCAUCCCCUUGCCUUCCCUAGGUGAACAUAAAACAUCAGUACACAUCAAAAUCCACAUAGGAAUGAUUGAAUCUGCAUCACUGUGGAUCUUAUGGAAGUUUCCUGAGACUUGGAAUUCCAAACUUUGAUUUAUUAAAAUAUAGCUAUCAGCUUCCUAUGA